Glossina fuscipes is the source of this 2214-nucleotide messenger RNA. RefSeq names its product caspase-8. The record is from RefSeq and is a predicted model, not a curated record. Lineage: Eukaryota; Metazoa; Arthropoda; Insecta; Diptera; Glossinidae. Gene Ontology annotation, molecular function: cysteine-type endopeptidase activity. The transcript has 6 exons. Gene Ontology annotation, biological process: proteolysis. The coding region runs from base 361 to 1800 and encodes 479 amino acids.
GAUUUGACGCAACCGGGAGAGCAAGUUUGCCAACGUGGUUAGAUUUUCUUGGCGAUCAUCACCCAAUUCGUUGUCGGCUGGUUACAUGAUCUUCAAUUUGGUGGUACCUGUGCGUCCUUGUUUUCUCAGCAAAUAUUAAAGCAUUUAAUUAGUGAAAUGUCAAAACGGAAUUCGGCAAAUUUUUACUAAUUCUUACCCGCCUUUUUGUUGAGUACGCGCUAGUAUUUACAACAAUAAAAUGAUUGGAUUGGCAAUACUGAUGAGAGAAAGAAUUUAUAAGCAAUUGUAGCGGAUGGACGAAAAACUUCCCAAAAGAGGCAUAGCCAGUAAUAGGAAUUUUUAUUGGAAUAUUGCAAAUUGAUGAAAAUGUUAUCGCAGUCCGCCGACAAUCACUUUUCGCAAAUGAAACAGAUCGACGUUGAAGAUCUGCGGUAUAUCGAAAGAGAUCUUUCUUAUUAUCAAUUGGUGUCUUUAGGUUUCCUGCUGUUUGGUGAGGAGAAAACCUCUGCUGAAUAUAUAUUGCAGAAACUAAUAGUACUUUCAAAACAUCCACCUAGUGGUUGCGGUCAGGCAACACAGAAUGGCGGUGAUAUGAUACUACGUCUUUAUGCAAACUCUAAGCGAAACAAUUGGCGUGAGGGAUUACUAGAAGCUCUGACCAUCAUAAAUGCUAAAAGAGUACUACGUAAAUUGGGUUUUCGUUGGAAAGAUCUACAUCAUCAUUAUUUGCCGCAAAUUGCAGAGCUUAGCAUAAAUAUUCAUCCCAUGCUAAAAGCUCUUUAUAAAAUAUGUGAAGAGCUUACAGCCGCUCAAGCUAGGCGACUAAUUUCAAGAAUCCAAACUGAUUCUCGUAAGAAUGGAGAAGAGUGCUUAGAUUUCCGCAAUGCCUUGUACUUGGAGAUUUUUUUGUUAGAUUGGAUUACUCGACGAGUAAUAAGGAUAGGCGACCGCCAAUGCACUGGCACGGACGUACAUGUUUUAAUAGAAUAUUUUAAGCUCAAUGACAUGGACUCAUUGAAAGACUUGCUAAAUAAUACGGUUACACAAAAUGCUGAAGAAGUUGAAUUACAAAACAAAUAUUUUUCUCCACCGGCCGCAGAUUCAGCAGAAACUUCUCUUGUUGAUGAGCAGGAAAACGUGUUUAAAUACUUGAACGAUAAUCUCUUAGUGGGACAGGAAGACGAUGACAGUACCUUUUAUAAAAUUAGAAGAGAAAGUGCUGGUUUUGUUGUGAUCAUUAAUCAAAAUGAAUUUCAUCAAGAGACGGAUCCUAGGUGGACACACUUAUUACCUAAAAGACCAUUCCCUACGUGUCGUAAAGGUACAGAUGUCGACCGCGACAGGUUAACGAAACUGUUCGAAAGCCUUGGUUACAUACCCAAAGUUUAUGAUAACUUAAGUCACUUAGAAAUGGUAUAUCGAAUACGUGAAACUGUCAAAAGUUCAAUAAUCUAUGAUUCUUUGAUUGUUUUUAUUUUAACGCAUGGCGCUAAUGGUGUUGUCUAUGGCAGCAACAGCAUACCGGUGAAAAUUUCGGAAUUACAAAAAAUUUUCUGCGAAGAGAGUUUUAAAAAUAAACCUAAAAUUUUAAUAAUACAAGCGUGUCAAAAGGAUCAACCAAGAAUAGACGAGAUCAUUUCGUCGGAUGCUAGCAAGAAAGAUCCUUUAUCUUAUGCCGAUAUGUUAGUGGCUUUGGCGGCCAUACCAGGUACGGAAGCAUUGCGUGAUACUCAAAAAGGAUCAUGGUACAUUCAGACAUUGUGUGAUAUUAUCGAGAAAGGGGACAAAAAAACAUAUUAAGUUAGCGCGGACGUAUGAAACACGCAGAAGGGCUUAAAAUAGAUACAUUUCUUAUUAUAUCGAUAUAUUCAGAAUCGUAAUGUAAAUUGAUCUAGGCCUGUUUGUCUGAUGUGUGUUCAUGCGAAAUUGUGUUCAAGCUACAGAUCGCAAUUCUAGAGAUAUUUUGAAGAAAUUUGACCCAAGGAUCCAAGGACGAAUGUUAUUGAAAAUGGUUCGGAACAGUCCACUUUGUCGAUCAUAUACCGCCCUAUUCUGAAAAGUUGCUAUAUGGAAAAAAAUUGUAAUUUUCAAAAUUUCUCGGCAAAAUUGCUUAAGUAGUAGAAUUCCGGCAAUCAAAAUUGGGAUGAAAACUUUGGACCGGCCGAGGCAAUUUUUGAACCCCCUCUCUCGAUUUCAUAUACUAAAAACUGAAGU